AUGUCGCGACGCACACGAUCAACCCUCAAGGCAGAACUGCGGAAGGAAGACAAGUCUUCUCCGAGCCCAUCUGCUUCUGAACCUUCACCAGCAAAGCCCACUGGGCCUACACCUCUCCUCCUCCCAGAUCAAACUGCUUGGCAAGACUGGCUGCAGGGUUCCCACCGCGAGUCUCCAGGCGUAUGGCUACAAAUUGCCAAGAAAAACGCAGAGAAGCCGUCGGUAACCUAUGAGGAGGCCCUCGAAGUGGCCCUGUGCUUCGGCUGGAUCGACGGGCAGCGCAAAACCUUCGACGAGCAGCACUUUAUCCAGAGGUUCACCCCGCGCAGGAAGAACAGCCUGUGGUCGAAGCGCAACGUCGACAAAGUCAUGAUGUUGACCCAGUCGCAGCGGAUGACGCCCGCUGGCCAGGCCGAGGUGAACGCUGCCAAGGCAGAUGGUCGGUGGGAUCGAGCGUACUCCUCAGCGAGCGUCGUGGAGGUGCCGGUGGAUUUUGAAGAGGCGUUGAAGGAGAACGAUGAGGCGAAGAAGUACUUCGAUGCGUUGAACAAGACCCAGCGAUACGUGUUUCUGUGGCGCAUCGAGACGACGAGGCGGCCAGAAACUCGCAAACGGAAGAUUGAGGAGUUUGUGGAUCUCCUUGCAGAGCACAAGCUUUUACAUUAA
Messenger RNA from Colletotrichum spaethianum, 666 nucleotides. RefSeq lists its product as uncharacterized. The transcript has a single exon. The record is from RefSeq and is a predicted model, not a curated record. The coding region runs from base 1 to 666 and encodes 221 amino acids. Lineage: Eukaryota; Fungi; Ascomycota; Sordariomycetes; Glomerellales; Glomerellaceae.